CCCACCGCCCCCUCCCCGGCCCCUGGGCCGGGGCCACGCGGCCGAGCGCCGGGCCGGGGGGAGGUCGCCGGGGCCGCGCGUGCCGGCGUGGACGCGAGCGCCCUCGCACGACGCCGGCCCGGCACGAGCCGAGUGGGAAGGGGCCCCGGGCCCCGAGGCCAGCCUGCCCGGGCCGUCCUUGCUGGCUCCCGCCCUCGCGGCCUAGUUGGAGCCUGGGGAGGGGAGCUGGGCCUGGCCUGGACCCCUCCCCGAGGGGGCCCCCGCCCCGGGCUCCUUGGACCGGGGGUGGCCGGGAGGCCGACGCGCAGUCUGGUGUCCUGCGUGAAGUACCGGGAAAGCGAAAGGCCCCGGGCCCCUCGCGUCCACGUCCCGGAACUGGGGCGAGUGGAUGGGACACUGGGCCCCGGCAGCCUCCGGCUCCUUGCAUGCAUGGAGCCCUUUUGGCCCUGCGGAGCACACCCCGAGGACUACAGCUCGGCUUCAGUCGGCGCGUCCCAGCGGGCCGGAUCCCACCCCCAGCCCCAGGCUUGCGCAGGCUUCUGCGGGGAACCCGCGCUCCUGCCCAUUCCUAGCGUCUGCUCUCGGCGCCUUGUGCUCCUUCCAGUCCCAGACAGAACCCACCUCCUACCCAGGUGGGAAGGCCCCAGUUAGGGGCCCUGGAGGAUUUGUCCUCCUUGUGCCUUGUGUCCGGGGUCAGAGGUCAGCAGCAAAGGAGCUGAUUCCUGCUGAGUCAUCGCUGGGGUGUGACGGGUGUCCCUCUCUCUCUCCCUUCGGGCAGCGUUCAGUAGGCAGAUGUGUGAGGGGGCACGCCAUCGGUGUCUUGUCAGGGGCUAGGGGCUGGAGAGGGGGCCGCUGGCCAGUCCACAGUUCAAGGGUGUGCAUGGUGAAAGGAAGAAAGGCAGUGGGCUUAGGGCUGUUGUUGUUGAGGCCAUGCAGGGCGCCCUGGCGUGGGCAUGCAGGAGGGCACCCCCGUUCCGGGGCACCUUGGCACUGCCCUCCUCCCCAUGACUGCCAGGCUGGAUGGUUUCUGUAGACUCCCCUUCCCAGUGGGGUGUGGAGCACAGGAUCCCUUCUGUGUUCCCCCAGCUUGGGAAGGGCUCUCUCUCUUAUGUAGGGAGCACGAUCAUGCCCCCAGGCCCUGCCUGGUCCAACACAGACCCCAUACCACGGAAUUCCAGAGUCUUCCCGCCCCCACCUUCUGUCGGGUCCUGGGGGAGGCCCCACUACAGACAGACCUGCACCUGGUACCCUGGUGCAGUCUGCCCCUGAGACCAGUACGGGCUUCUCGCGUAGCUGCGCAGAGUGAUGGGGGAUGGCAGAUCUGGUUUCCUGCAGACCCUCUCCCUGGUAGCACGGCCCACCCCCGCUGCACAUCCAGUUGGCCUGUCACUCCCCAGGGAGAGUGGACAGGGAAAGUGCCUUAGGUCAUCCUGCCCCACAGUCUUGACCCCUACUCCAUCCUGUUCCCAGCUGCCUCCGAGCACCCAAUGACCCCGCCCGGUGAGCAGCACCCAGCUGCUCCUGUGGACCGGGCCGCACUGCACUCUGGCAGGACCAGCACCCAGGAGCGUGGGAGCUAGGCGGGAUCUGAAUCCCGCUCAGUCCUGGCCCAAAGCAGUGGCUGGGGUUGGGGGGGCUGGGCCUGGGGCUCUCCUUCCAGGGUAGGAGGAGGCGGUUUAGGGAUAGGAGGUUGAUGACCCCUGGGGGUUCAGAAAAGCCCCGCCCCACCCUUGGCGUUGCAGAGCUCAUGGCCACUUCUGUCAGCCUAGGCUCCCUCACAGGCCCCCUCAGGAGGCAUGUGGACUGGAGUGGACCGGGCAGCGUUUGAUGUCCUCAAUAAACUGGGGACAAGGGGAGAAGCACGUGUGGAGCCCGGGGUGAGCCUGAUGGCCACAGCCAAGGGUUCGGGCUUCAUCCAGAGUCCGGGGGGGUGGGGCGGGCAGCAGGGCCUGACCAGAGAUGGAAGACCACCCCCGGCACGCAGCGCUGGGCUGAGCCAUGCUGGACUCCAAGCUUGUGCAGCCCCUGGCCCCGACAUGGCCCGUCGCUCCCAGAGCUCCUCGCAGGGGGACAACCCGCUGGCUCCCGGGUACCUGCCACCUCACUACAAAGAGUACUACCGCCUGGCGCUGGAUGCCCUGGCCGAGGGGGGGCCGGAGGCCUACAGCCGCUUCCUGGCGUCCGAAGGGGCACCUGCCUUCCUGUGCCCAGAGGAGCUGGAGCACGUGAGCCGCCACCUGCGGCCCCCUCAGCAUGUUGCCCGCGAGCCCCCUGAAGGCAGCCCCCCCAACGUGGACAUGGAUGGCUCCUCGGGCACCUACUGGCCCAUGAACUCAGACCAGGCAGUGCCUGAGCUCGACCUAGGCUGGCCCCUGACCUUCGGCUUCCAGGGCACUGAGGUCACCACACUGGUGCAGCCACCCCCACCGGACAGCCCCAGCAUCAAGGACGAGGCACGAAGGAUGAUUCGCUCUGCCCAGCAGGUGGUGGCCGUGGUGAUGGACAUGUUCACAGACGUGGACCUGCUCGGUGAAGUGCUGGAGGCGGCGGCACGCCGCGUGCCGGUCUACAUCCUCCUGGAUGAGAUGAACGCGCAGCACUUCCUAGACAUGGCCGACAAGUGCCGCGUCAACCUGCACCACGUGGACUUCCUGCGCGUGCGCACUGUGGCCGGCCCCACCUACUACUGCCGCACGGGGAAAUCCUUCAAAGGCCACGUGAAGGAGAAGUUCCUGCUGGUGGACUGUGCCGUGGUGAUGAGUGGGAGCUACAGCUUCAUGUGGUCCUUCGAGAAGAUCCACCGAAGCCUGGCGCACGUGUUCCAGGGCGAGCUGGUGUCCAGCUUCGAUGAGGAGUUCCGCAUCCUGUUCGCACAGUCCGAGCCUCUGGUGCCCUCGGCCGGGGCGCUGGCCCGCAUGGACGCUUACGCGCUGGCUCCGUACGCGGGAGCCGGGCCCCUUAUGGGCGGCCAGGUGACCGGGGCGCCGACCCCCUUCUCCUUCCCCAGACGAGCGCACCUCCUGUUCCCACCGCCUCGGGAAGAGGGCCUGGGUUUCCCGUCCUUCCUCGACCCCGACCGCCACUUCUUGUCGGCCUUCCGCCGGGAGGAGCCGGCGCGGAUGCCGGGUGGAGCCCUGGAGCCGCACGCCGGGCUGCGGCCGCUGUCGCGGCGGCUGGACGCGGAGACGGGACUCGGGGGCGAGCUCGCGGGCCCGCGGGGCUUCUUCCAGGCCCGGCACCUGGAGAUGGACUCCUUCAAGCGGCACAGCUACGCCGCCGCCGACGGCGCGGGCGCGGUGGAGAACUUCGCGGCCGCGCGGCAGGUGUCACGGCAGACGUUCCUCAGCCACGGGGACGACUUCCGCUUCCAGACCAGUCACUUCCACCGUGACCAGCUCUACCAGCAGCAUUACCAGUGGGACCCGCAGCUGGCGCCGGCGCGCCCGCAGGGCCUGUUCGAGAAGCUGCGCGCUGGCCGCCCGGGCUUCACCGAGCACGAAGACUUCGCGCUAGGGCCCGGGCCACGCUUCCCCGAGCUCGGACCCGACGGACACCAGCGGCUGGACUACGUGCCGUCCAGCGCGUCACGCGAGGUGCGCCACGGCUCAGACCCCGCCUCGGGGCCCGGGCCCCGUGGCCUGGAACCCAGCGGGGCUCCACGCCCCAACCUGGGCCAGCGCUUCCCGUGCCAGGCGGUGGCGAGGCUGGGCCCGGAUGCCGCCUCCGACGCAGAGCCCGAGCGCAGGGGCGGGCCCGAGGGGCGGGCGGGGCUGCGGCACUGGCGCCUGGCGUCCUACCUGAGCGGUUGCCAUGGCGAGGACACCUGCGAAGAGGGCCUGCCGGCGCCCAUGGAGGCUGAGGCCUAUGAAGACGACGUUCUGGUGUCCGGGGGCCGAGUGGCCCCCGGGGACCUGCUCCCUUCAGCCUCCCGUGCACCCUUCCCGGCCAAGGGCCUGGUGCCUUGCUCUGGCGGCGGCGGUGGUGACAACCCAGAGCGCGAGGGCCUGGAGGAGGCAGGUCUGGCCAAGCAGGACUCUUUCCGCUCCCGCUUGAACCCGCUGAUUCAGCGCAGCUCGCGCCUGCGCUCCUCCCUGAUCUUCAGCGCUUCGCAGGCCGAGGUCGCCUGUGGGGCCACGGGGGCCACGGCAGCCACCACUGAGAAGGCGCAGUUGCUGCACAAGGAGCAGGCGGUCAGCGAGAUGCUGGGCCCUGGUGGCGAUGCCGUGCGCUCCGCCACUUCCACCAAGGUGGCCGAGCUCCUGGAGAGAUACAAGGGCCCGGCGCAUGAUGCCGGCGGGACGGGGGCCCCAGUCACAGUCACCAGCCACAGCAAGGCUGUUGUGUCCCAGGCAUGGCGGGAGGAGGCGGUGGCGCCCAGUGGGGCAGGAGGCGAGCGCCGCAGCCUCGAGAGCUGCCUGCUGGACUUGCGGGACUCCUUCGCACAGCGGCUGCACCAGGAGGCAGAGAGGCAGCCGGGAGCUGCCACGCUUACCGCUGCCCAGCUGCUAGACACGCUGGGCCGGAGUGGUGCCGACCGGCUGCCCUCUCGCUUUCUCUCUGCGCAAGGCCGCUCCGCCUCCCCACAAGGGCGGGUCAGCCCCCCGCUGGAGGGGUAUGGGCCCCGCCAGGCACCUCACCCUGAGCCAAGAGGGAGCCCCACCUCUGCUUACCCUGAGCCAAAAGGAAGCCCCACCUCGGCCUAUCCUGAGCGCAGGGGUAGCCCGGUCCCCCCUGUACCGGAGCGCAGGGGCAGCCCCGUCCCUGCUGUGCCCGAGCGCAGGGGCAGCCCCGUCCCUGCUGUGCCCGAGCGCAGGGGCAGCCCCAUCCCUGCUGUGCCCGAGCACAGGGGCAGCCCCGUCCCUGCUGUGCCCGAGCGCAGGGGCAGCCUGACCCUUACCUUCUCCGAGGAGUCUCCGAAGACUGGGACCGCGGAGGAGACGGCUGGCGGCCCCAUGGAAGUCCUGCGCAAGGGCUCACUACGUCUCCGCCAGCUGCUGAGCCCCAGGGGUGAGCGGCGCACGGAGGAAGAGGGCGGCUUCCCAGCGCCACAGGAGAACGGGCAGCCCGAGAGCCCCCGGCGGCCGUCCCUGGGGAGGGCGGAUAGCACGGAAGCGGCCACUGGAGACGAGCGGGGCCCAAGGGCGCGCACAGCCUCUGCCACGGCCAACGCUUUGUACAGCAGCAACCUGCGGGAUGACACAAAAGCCAUUCUGGAGCAGAUUAGCGCCCACGGCCAGAAACACCGCGGAGUCCCUGCGGCGGCCCCGGGCCUGGCUCACAGCAGUCCUGAACUGGGCCGCUCCCCAGCUGCUGGCGGCCUGGCUCCGGACAUGUCCGACAAGGACAAAUGCUCUGCCAUCUUCCGCUCGGACAGCCUGGGGACCCAAGGUAGACUGAGCCGUACCCUGCCAGCCAGCGCGGAGGACCGCGACCGGCUGCUGCGCCGCAUGGAGAGCAUGCGCAAGGAGAAGCGUGUCUACAGCCGCUUUGAGGUCUUCUGCAAAAAGGAAGAGGCUGGGGCCGCAGGGGCGGGGGAGGGCCCGGCGGAGGACGACACGAGGGACAGCAAGGUGGGCAAGUUUGUGCCCAGGAUCCUGGGCACUUUCAAAAAGAAGUGAGCCCCCUGGUCCCCCAGCCCCCGACCGGGCGCCCACCUCACUGCCCACCACCAGGCAAGGUGCCUGGAGCUCCCAAGGACGCGGUUGGGAAGCGGCGGUGGUUUAGCGCGGCGGCACCCGGCCCUCACCCAGCUGCUGGCCCGGCCCGGCCCGGCCCCUCCCUCAUGCCAUGCGUUACUCCUCCAGCUCCACCCCUGCCGCAGGGCCCCAGCCGUUCCCUUUGUAGCAUCCCUGUCCACCGUCUCUGGGCUUCAGGGCCCCUUGAGACCUGCAUUCACCUCAGGUCCUGAUCUUUUUGUGCCUUAGGUCCCCACCCUUUCGGGGGCCCAUCUUUUUGUGCCUUAGUCCCCCAUCUUUGGGGGCCCCAGAUCUCAGGGCUUCCGUGUCUCAGGACUCCCCUCUGCUCACUGCCCCCCCCCCCCCCCUCGCCCGGCUGCUUUGCCACUGCUGCGGCUUUCCUGUAUGCGGGCAGCCCAGCCUCUCUCUCUCUCCCCCUGGCCGGCAUCUCCCCUGCACCCCGCGGCUCCAGGCUUGCUUCCUGCCCCGCUUGCAUUCCUCCUCCUGGCCUCUCGGCCUCCUGGCACCCUUCUCAGUGGCCGUUCACUGCAGGGGGAGCAGAGUGGUUCGGGCGGCUGGUGAUGGCAGUGGGAUACACCCAGACCCAAAGGGGGUCCGUCUCAGGAAGCACAGUCCAGGGGGUUGCUGACGGCGGGGUGCCCAGGGGACUCCUGAGAGACCGUCCUGCCAGAACUGAGGCCGACCUGGUGGCUCUUCCUGUGGGGCUCCAGCCAGCACCCCAGCCCCCAGCAAGGGCUGAAGAGCUGGGAGCGUUGGCGUUUGUAACACUCGGAAGCCAGGUCUGGAUGGAGGCUUGUGCUUGACUGGGCGAGGGGAAGGGUCCGUGCGGUGGUGCAGGACCGCUUCACGUUCCCUGUUCUGGAUCCUUCCUUCUUUGUCACCAACCUGCAAAAUGGAAGUUUUGUUUCUGUAUCUCUCUCCUCCGGACAGUGACUUUGAUUGGAAUAACAUUUUGACACCAAAUGCUUAGGAAGCGCCCCGCUGUAAGUGCUAGUAGCAUUGGGAAAUUAGUAUUUCUGCAACUUUUUUGGGGGGGGGUUAAGAAUAAGAAAUGGCAGUCGCUCAGCCUGGGAAAGGAUUUAAGGAACGAGGCUGCUGAGCCGAGGUGGCGGUUCUGACUCCAGGCCCCUGGAGAAGGGUGACGGGGGCUGGGGGACACUGUGGGUCAGGCGGAGGAGGUCACCGAGGAGCCAGACGCUCUCCCAUGUCCCUCGGCCUAGAGGCACUUGCUGACCCGUUUACUUUUGCAUGUCUCAGCGCAGCCCUGGUCUGUGUCCUCCACAUGCUGAAUAACACGUGUCAAAUGUCAUUCUGCACAUCUUGUUGUUAACAAUAAAACACAACACAUUCCUAAA
Mustela lutreola (European mink) is the source of this 7051-nucleotide messenger RNA. RefSeq names its product family with sequence similarity 83 member H (gene SACK1H). NCBI's taxonomy places the organism in Eukaryota, Metazoa, Chordata, Mammalia, Carnivora, Mustelidae. The transcript is spliced from 5 exons. Bases 1797 to 5618 code for a protein of 1273 amino acids. Gene Ontology annotation, biological process: protein localization to cytoskeleton; positive regulation of cell migration; intermediate filament cytoskeleton organization. Gene Ontology annotation, cellular component: keratin filament. The record is from RefSeq and is a predicted model, not a curated record. Gene Ontology annotation, molecular function: keratin filament binding.